Molecule: messenger RNA, 1746 nt
Organism: Saccostrea cuccullata (small rock oyster)
Lineage: Eukaryota; Metazoa; Mollusca; Bivalvia; Ostreida; Ostreidae
Exons: 7
Coding region: 86-946 (286 amino acids)
Source: RefSeq, a predicted model, not a curated record
GAAUUGCACAAUUGAGUGCGAUAACGGCUACGAUUUUGAUCAUGAAACUAAACCCUUUUACCUUUGUGGCGAGGACACUUUCUACAUGUGGGAUUUCCAAACCGAAGACAAUCCAGACGGGAAAACUCCCGUCUGUUCUGAAAUCCAAGAGAGCUCUGAACUCAGUGUUUCCUAUUCCGCCUUUUAUAAAGACCUUGUAUGUGACCAAACAUUUGAAACAAUACGCAAGGAAGUGAACAAUGCUAUAGAUAAUGGUCUACGGCAGUUAGAUUGUUUUCAAAAGAAUAUAUGUUCUUAUGAAAAUGCAACUAUAACGCCAUGUAAACAAAGAAACAAGAGAUCGACAGGUGUUGAAAACAUUGGGUUUUCGAUCACGAUGAACUGUGAUCCUAAAAUUUAUAAUUCGGACAUCUGUCACACUAAUCUCGUUACAUCUGUAAACAACUUACAUGCCUUAGCCAUAAAUCAUUCAUUGGAUAUUGAGGUAAAAGGCGAGCAAUUUGAAAUAGACGUUGAAAGAGCCAGUGCAGAAAGCGGAGUAAAAUGCCCCGAAGGAUCUGCAAUCAUCAAAUUCUAUUGUGUUAAAUGUUCUCCAGGAAGAUUCUAUAUAGACAGUACCUGUGAAAAGUGUGACUUUGGUAGUUAUCAGGAGAAGGAAGGUCAACUGUCGUGUACAAAAUGUCCAGCUGGGCAGACAACCCCCGGAAGGGGAUCAAGACACCAACAAGAAUGUUCACUGAAGGAAGAUACUGAAGUCAAUAAAGGAUCAUCACUUUAUCUGUUAAUUAUAGUUGGAGGGGGUAUCGCUGUCUUUAUUUCAUGGUUAUUUCUGGCAAUUAACUGGAAAAGGAGAAAAACAAAAAAGUACUUCCUAAGUGAAAGACUUUUAAAGGCAGAAAACAGACAACCAGCACUUAUUUGCAACGUCGAACUACAGAGUUUUUGAAAAACGCAUCACGUGAAAUUUUGUCUCAUAGUCUCUUUGUGAAAAUCAGGAAUUGCAUGUACAGGAGCUACUUUCGCCCUCUUCAUGGUUAAGCGAAUAAAAAACAGGGAGAAUUCAAGGAACACAGCAUAAUUUCUUAAACAGAACUAUAACUAGGCGAUUUAAAACGGGGCAAAAUUGUCGUACGUGCAAACAUACAGGCGAAAAUAACCCUAUGUACAGUAUUUCUUGCCCUUUAUUUCUAUGUAUAUGAAUAGUAUGGAAUAACACUUAAUGAAAUUUAGAGAUAAAAGACAGUUUCUGUCAAAACAUUAUUUAACAAUGCAAUUUAAAUUAAGGUCAAUGGUGCCCGUAAUGUAAUACAAAGUGAAUAUAUAUCUAUGUUUUCUCUUUCUGUCCACUCUCGAAAACAUGAAAAAUUAAAAAAAAUUACUGACAGUACAAAUUUAUAUAUAUUUUGUUGUUGAAUUUAGUGAGUCAGCUAGGGAGGGAAAGUGUAAAGAGAAUAUAUAAAUAAAAUUAAAAAUAUAUAUAUCUAAGAGCAUUAGUUAAGUCAAUGUACAGAAUAAUAAGGUUUUCAAUUAACGUUUCAAGUUGCACAUCAUGGGAAAUAAAAGCAGAUUAUUUCAAUAUUCUGUUUUCAGGACAAAAUUUCCCAAAUGUGACAAAUGUUUCUAUUAGAGGAAUAAUCAGCAUGGGAUCAUAAGAUAAGCACAAUUAAAUGUCUUGAAAGAAGUUUUAAGACAUUAUAAAAAAUAUUAAUUUGACUUUAAAAUAUUUUCUAUGAAUUUUAAUUCAUA